This is a messenger RNA of Galleria mellonella (greater wax moth), 1414 nucleotides long. RefSeq names its product vacuolar protein-sorting-associated protein 25-like. The record is from RefSeq and is a predicted model, not a curated record. The transcript is spliced from 2 exons. Gene Ontology annotation, molecular function: inositol-1,3,4,5,6-pentakisphosphate 2-kinase activity; ATP binding; structural molecule activity. NCBI's taxonomy places the organism in Eukaryota, Metazoa, Arthropoda, Insecta, Lepidoptera, Pyralidae. Gene Ontology annotation, cellular component: ESCRT II complex; nucleus. Gene Ontology annotation, biological process: protein transport to vacuole involved in ubiquitin-dependent protein catabolic process via the multivesicular body sorting pathway; inositol phosphate biosynthetic process. Bases 45 to 1253 code for a protein of 402 amino acids.
AAACCUUAAUUCUUAUUCUUACUUUGACGAUACUUACCCAAAACAUGAGUUUGGGCGAUUCGUGGAAUUACAUCGGCGAAGGAAACGCCCAUAUCGUCAUUGAAUUAUUAAACACAAAUUAUGUACUACGUCUUCGAAAGGAAAACGGCGAACAGUUUGGUUUGGACAGUAUGCAAAAAUCAGUAAAUUUUGUCAAUUUGGUUAUGAUACCUUUAUUAUUUUCUGGCAAAAUAAAUGUUAAUCAAAUAGUGGAAAUACCACCAGAACAACUUAGAGAAUUAACAAACAAACUGUGUAAUUUGCGCCCAGAGCACAGGAAAUGCAAAUCCAUAAUAAAUAAUUAUGCCAUCAAAUCUACUAAUUUAACAAUGGUCACUCUAAACACAAGUAAAAAUUAUUGUAUAGAGAUCAAGCCCAAAGAGGGCUAUAUAACAGCGAGUUUUAAAAAGAUUUCAAUGUGUUAUUACUGUUUAAAACAGUACCUAAAAUGUGAACAGGGAGAGAUCGAUAUUGUCAGUAAAUAUUGUCCAUUAGAUUUAUUUUCUGCAGACAAAACCAGAAUGAGGAGUGCUCUCUUAAAUUUGAUAGAUAACCCUCAAAAUAACUUCAAAUUGUUUCUGAAUGGAAAUGUCAUUUAUAGUGAAAAAUCAAUGAGAACUGAUUUUGAUGAGAUUUUAAGAGACAUGGUACUUUUUAACAAUUCUCUUGAGUUGUUCUUAAACUUUAUUAUAGAAAUAUUACUUGGUAAUCAAUAUAGUUCAAAUAUUGUUGUAAAUGAAUCAAAUAAACUAGUGAUGGCCGACCAUCAAAUGAAACAUUGUUUUGAGAGCAACAAUAUGCAAUCAGGCUCAAUUUUGCAUAAACUUUUACAACUUCAAAAAUUGUCAGAAAAUAAAGAUAUUUAUGUAAAUACAGAGAAUAAUGAUUAUGAUUAUGUUGAGUCUAUAUUGAAAAACUUAGAAUUGAAUGCAAUGGACUUGUCUAUUGAAGAAGAGAAGGAAAAAUUCCUAUCACUUUGUGAACCUGAACAUUUAGCUAUGAUAUCAGCAGUCGCGAAAGACUGCUCUAUUAUGAUAAGCUUUACACCUGAUUAUGACAGUAAUUUCCCAUACAUAGAAAUUAGAGGGAAGAAAAUAUCAUACAGGUUGUCUGUGACCGACUUAGAGCCAAAGUCAACGAAGACAUUACUGAAAAGAAAAGACACUGAGACAAAGUUACUCAAUAUAUAUAAAAAAUCAUUGGAGUCUAAAUAAGAUUUAUAAUUAUUAAUAAUAGUAAUCCAGCCGCACACAGAAACGAGAACGAAACAAUUAGAAGCAUGGCAACAGCUCAUUGUAGAAUAUCUAAAAUCAACAAAACAAUCGACCAUAGAUGUAAGAGAAUCACAGAACAGCCCACUGUUCAAUAAUGCCUC